Molecule: messenger RNA, 1053 nt
Organism: Phanerochaete carnosa HHB-10118-sp
Lineage: Eukaryota; Fungi; Basidiomycota; Agaricomycetes; Polyporales; Phanerochaetaceae
Exons: 3
Coding region: 36-809 (257 amino acids)
Source: RefSeq, a predicted model, not a curated record
AGACAUCUAUCAUCCACUUCUCUAUCGCCCUCACAAUGCCUGUCGACCGCACGAAAUCAGUUGUUACCAUCCACACUGACUCGUCUCCGGAUUCAUCCCCGCAAGCAUCACAUGUCUUCUCUGGUAAACGCAAGCUUCGACAACGGUCUUCACAUGAUACUCAAAGAAUGAGAAGCUUCUUCCAAGCUGGUGGGGCCCUUGACUCGCAGACAACUGACUCACAAUAUAUCAACGGCUUUCUUGAGGGCCCAGGGCCCAACGGCUUCAUGUCAGCCAGUCCUCUGGAUGAGGGAGUGGGAUUGAGAGAGCGAGGCAAAGAUACGGAGCAGCAGACAUCGUCCGGCAGUGACGACGGAGCAAUCAACAAACACUCUCCGACUCCUUCACGCUCACCUUUAGAGACGACUCUAGAACCAAACUCAGACCAAACUGCCCUUGCAAAGCACGAGCUGAGAAGUUUUGCAAAGGUGUCAGCACCUUCAACUCCAAGUCCCACAUUCCUAGCAAAUGUUUCAAGCUCAGGCACCCAAGCACUCGAGGGCAGUCGGCAGCUUGACUCACCGCCCUUUCGCAUCAAUCGGCCUCUCGUACUGCAUGUCCAUCCAUCCAAGAUGUAUCCCGGUACUCGACAGGUGUACCGGAAGCUCAAGCCGGCUUUAGAGCCCAUCGGAAAGACAGAAUACGAGAUUCAAGAAGCAGCGCGUGUAGAGUAUUUGAGGCGAGUUGGGCUUAGGUUGCUACCUAUGCCAUCAGAAAAUUUUUUGCAGAUUGCUCUUGUACCGAUAGCUCCUCCUGAUGCUGCGUUGUAGUGUAAACAUAGAGCCCCCCCCCCCCUCAAAUUGACCAAUUAUAACAUUUGACAUUAUAUUACUGUUCCAUAAAUAUGUCUGUCGGUGAAGGGACUAACCCAAAACUUCUUGGAUACAUCAAGUAUGUUGCUGCUCGACCACUCACGCGGCGCAACAGCUCUGAAGCAUGGAUACAAAUGCACACUUCGGCGGAGCUCUCCACUGCAAUAACAGCACCAGUCUGCGUUCCAUCAGCAUUGGUCAU